Paramuricea clavata is the source of this 2685-nucleotide messenger RNA. NCBI's taxonomy places the organism in Eukaryota, Metazoa, Cnidaria, Anthozoa, Malacalcyonacea, Plexauridae. The record is from the annotation of a GenBank genome assembly.
UAUAUGUAUAUGUAUAUGUAUAUGCAUGUGUCUAUAGACUUUUUAUAACCUACAGUUAAUUUAUAUGUUUUGUAAAUUUUACGCAAUUCAGCUUUUUGGGCUGCGAUGUAAAAUCUUAUUAAAUAAUCUAUAAUCUAUCUAUAAUCUAAUGAAAUCGUCCCGUAAUGUGUUUUUGUCUUGUUUCGGGCUUCAAUCCGAAUAAAAAGAAAGAUGAUGGCGGUGGUUGUAUUAAUUAUGAUAUUUCUUCAGGGCCGUUGUUCUUGGUUCAAUCCCAGUCAAAAGAAAGAUGAAGAAGAAGAGGAGGAGGAAGAAGAAGAUGAAGAAAGAGAAGAACCGGAUGAACCUGAACCCGAAGUUGGUCCUCCCUUAUUGACUCCAUUGUCUGAAGAUACAGGUAGAGUAUGCCCUCGCGUGUUAACUGUAUUAGGUAACGAUCUACUCGCAAUGGAAGUCAUGGAAGGUUGUUUCACUGAUAUCAGGUUGUUCAAUUCAUUAGUCAUUCACCCCACAAAUUCAGUCAGUAGCUUUGGAGAAUGAAUAGCCAGGGGGCCUACCAAUCAGGGGGUUAUGGGAUGGUCCCAUAAUAAUAAUCAUGUCUUAUUCUAUCUGCAGAUAUCGAUGGUUUCCCAGCAUGGACAGCCGUCAGGGCACCAAGUCUCGUGCCACAACACUCUGUGGCUAUUUUACAUAGCAAUCUGUGGCCCGGUGGCCAUUGCUUUGCCGUUGAGAGGUUGGUCACUUUUCAUUCGGAAUAAAUAUUCCAUUGUUAUCCAGUCACUCAUUGUCUUUGAGAGCGCCUGUUCUGAUCUUAUCUUGUUUCCUAGAAAAUUCGAGAACGUGUACGUUGGCUGGGGUCAGAAGUACAGUUCCGAGAACUACAGUCCGCCAGCACCACCCACACCUCAAGAGGAAUACCCAAGCGGGCCCGAAAUCACCGAGGCAGACGACCCGACAGUCGAGGAAGAGAAUGCGUUGCGGGCCGCGCAGCAGGAGGCAUUUGAAGAGGCUGAGGACGAGGGUGAUGACGAAGACUAUGAUGAUGAUGAUGACUGAGGAACAGUAAAGGACAUUUUUGGAUAAUUAAAGGGAAUGGCGCCACUAUUAUUUAACAUAUAUCUUUGGUGGCCACUUUAAAGUAAUAAGAUUUAAAGGAUAGCAGAACGGUAUAAAUAUUGUAAAUAAUAACCACAUCCAUACACACAACGAAAGUUCAGUAUUGAAGCGGUCCACUCUCGUGUUUCUCUCCUCCGCAGAGGCUUGCAUGAAGUUUCUAGUGAGGGAAAAGUGAGCGAUUUCAAUCUUCCCAUCACUCCGCGCGCGCUCACCUUUAGACAGGAAACUUCAUGUAAGUUAUUUGUAAAUACUUAAGCGGAGGAGACAGCUCUCGUGCCGUGUACCUCACUUCUGGGAUUACUGGGUCAUAAAAGCCAUUUCUUUUGUGCUGAAUUUUGAACACACCUAGCCUCCGCAGGUAUCUCCUCAUGGUCAUCUGGAUUUAGAAAGUCGGUGGAGAUGGCCACUAAUGUUAGUUGCCCACAACCCAAUUCUGCCCGUCAAUCAAAGGCGAUGCUUGCGGUGGAGGCUCAGUACUACUUAGCUCUACUCCCGGUUUGGUCUUAAAUAUACACAUAGUUUGCGUUUGGUUCCUCUUAUACAGAGACUUUUAUCAUUUUCUACAUUUAUUUUAUUUAAAAUAACAGUACAGUAUCAUACAACUACAAACGUUUGGAGUUUACAAAUUACAUUGAAAGUUUAUAAGAUCAACUUUACAGAUCUGGAUGUUAAAAAUAUUGACAAUUGUUUAUGCGUGCAGAGAGUGUCAUUGCAAACUUCGUGCGAGAAUGGCUUCCAAACUUUUAUAUUCCAGUUUGUUCUAUCUGAUCACUCUCUAGAUCAAAUCAGCCACUAAAAAUGAAACAAGUUUGAAUCAAUUAAAUGUGUACGACUGUUGUAAUGUUCUCCCUAUUGUCACUAACUUUAUUUAUAUACAUUGUCUGGAUUUUACUCUAACAGUUCUAGACAGUUCGCCCUAGAGGUCCAGUAUGGGCCAUUCCUUGCUACAGGAGGAAACAAUAGUACCCAUAGCAAACCCGCAGUGUUUGGUAGAAUCAAACUGGAAGCACUCUUCUCAAAAUCAGACAAGUGCAUCUUACCGUUCAUUGGCAUUUCAUCAAUCUGCGUACUGUAGUACUGCUCAAUAUCACGGAGAAUUCGAAUAUCGUCUGAUUUCACAAAGUUAAUUGCGACACCUUUACGACCAAAUCUCCCGGAACGACCAAUUCUACAAAAAAAUUAAAAUCAAAAGUACUUUUCACGAAUCGUAAUUGGUCGGUUUCAAAAAAUAUUGUCUCACUCUGAUAACUGCAGGUUGAUGACUAUCUAUGAAACCAUGGAUUGUAAAAUAACGUUAUUUAAUAAAUUGUCCACGGUGAAACCAAGCUAUUCUAUUAGUUGUCUACCUGUGGAUAUACAAUUCACGAUUGUUAGGCAAAUCAUAGUUGAUGACCAAAGACACUUGUGCAACGUCUAACCCUCGAGCCCAAACGUCCGUUGAUAUUAAUACUCGGCUUUGCCCUGCCCGAAACUCUUUCAUAAUUGCUUCUCGUUCUUUUUGAGGCAUGUCACCAUGCAUAGCCGACACUGUGAAGUUGGCUUCUCGCAUUUUUUCCGUUAACCAAUCAACCU